AUGAUCCUACUCGGAAUGGCCGAAUGGCUCUCUACCACGAUAUGGCGUAUUAAAAAAUCUAGAAAUACUGUUCCCGUACUCAAAGGAUCAUUGGCCUACGUACUCUUUUUCAUAUUGUUUUUCCUCAAGCCAUUUCAGAACCUUUUUUCAAUCCCAUCAGCCGGUAGCAGCGCCGUCUUGAUCACUAUUCUAGGCUUUCCCGGUUGGUCAGUCGACGCAUGCUUGCACUCGCUCUUCCGUGGUAUGCUCGGAGCCGCAAUCGGAGGUCUCAAUUUCCUUAUCCUAGGCAAACUUGCGCCCCAUCCAGUCGCUCAAGCAGCUGUAUUUUUUAUCAUGGUGUACAUUCCUGCACUGAUUAAAACGAGAAAUCCUAGCAACCUCGUCUUCUCCUUGUACUGUAUUUGCAUGAGCUGGAAUGGAGUUUAUAGCUCAUCCUCCAGUCCUAAUCGACAAUACUCUCCUGCAUUACUAGCCAGUUUUCUGCAGACGUAUGCUUGGGGUGCUGCCAUAGUCGCCUUUGUCAACAUUUUCAUACUCCCUCAUUCGAGUGAAGCAGAACUUCGCACAACCCUGGUUCACUGUAUCGACAAUAUCCGGACUAUGGCCUUUCUGAUCAAAAAGACGUAUUGGUGCGAAAUCACAGAGGAAGAAUCCAAAGUGCGAGAUGACUUGGUCCAAUCAAUCCGAGCGGAUUGUCAUAUCUUACAGGCCAAACUCAACCGAACCUUCUUGGGACUUACUUAUUCGAAAUGGUCAGGGAAUGAAUACAAGAAAAUGGUUCAGCUCACACAAUCUAUGCAGCAAUCGUUAAUCUCCACGCACUCGAACUUGAAUCAUAUGGAACAACCAGAUGCAAGAAUUUUUAUUGAUCAAGUUAUCGCAACAGGAGCCAUGAAUUCAGAAUUGCUCCGCAAGUACUUCUAUGUGGGUCUUACGGAAGUACAGCGAGAGCUAGCCCUAGGUUCAGAAUCGGCCCCAUUCAUGCGUCAGGAGAUGGAAUUGCUGAAGGAGAUUAACACAGGAUGCCUUGCGAAGAAAAGCACACGACCAGGACUACGACCUCGCUCUGUGAAUUCUAUUGGACGCAACGGCUCCGGCGGCAAUGUGGAUACGCAGGAAGCCACCUCUCAACUCAGGGACGUUCAAAACAACAUAGCGCUCGAGAUAUCCGGGGCUGCACAAGGUGAUAUUGCCGAUGUCAUUGAAUCCACCACAUGUACGGAAGCUGGUUUGCCAAACCGUUAUUCACCAUCAAGCCAAGACCUAACGGUGUCCGCGAGUCCAUCCGGCUUGACCCGAUCUAACCAAGUCAAUUCCUCGAUUCGACGACUCUGGACUGACUUGCAAAUGCUACAGCACGAGCUCGUCGGUCAGAUGUUCAAAUCCGGAAAGGUCUAUCACCCGGAUGAGCCCCUGCUCAUAGAUUUAUUCGCCCCUCCCGCUCAACAGCAGGUUUCAUCCGGCUCACCAUACGAACGUCUGGGAGAACAACUCACGGCCUCGAACCCCAUCGCACAACAUUGUUUAUCUGCUCUCCAGCCCAUUAUUCCGAUAGGCGAUGAAACCCCGCCAGCCGAAUCACAAGACUUAUGGGCAUCACCAACGAUACCACAAAAGAUUCUGGAUUACCACCAGAAACAGUUCAGCAAAGACGAGCUACACCGCUCUCUACUUAGAACAUUUUCACAUUCGUGUAUUAUGGGCAUGUUCCUAGAGGAACUCAUUGAAUUGAGGGAGCUAGUCCUGGGUAUGCAGAGUGGUGGAUACCCACGUCGAAAAAAGUUUCACCUCAAUUUGCUGACAGGCAUUAAAGCUCGAUUUCGGUUGCAGAAACAACGAAAGCCAGAAGUGGAAAAUCAGCUUCCCUGUCAUGAUCGUGCCAAUGAAGCAAUGACUAUGCAAGAAGCGCUAGAAACUCUCAAGGGUAAACAAUAUGUGCCCAAGAAAAAAUCUCUUCUAGAACGAACUCUUCAAAUUGAAAAAUUCUUGCGAAGCCCAGAUAGCAUUUGCGCUGCUAAGGUCGCUUGUGCUGUCUCCACCCUUGCAAUGCUGUAUUGGGCCGAGUCAACCCGCGAGUUUGCGGAAACGUAUAAUCUCAACACUGCUAUCCUACCUCUCAUCUUUGCUAUCACGCCUACUCUAGGACAGAGUUGGUUAAGUUUCACUCUGCAGAUCAGUGGAGCAGGUAUAGGGUUGCUGUAUAGUAUGAUUGUUUUAGAAAUCUUCAAAAACACAGGUGGUUAUAAGUACAAUCCGUAUGGCAUAAUUUCGGCCAUGGUUUUAUUUUCAGUCCUCAUGAAUUACAUUCUAUAUACGAAGCCAAAGCUGUUCGUACUGUCGGCGUUGGCGAUGAAUUCAGCAGGAACGAUGAUCUAUUCGAUGUAUCUAAGCCAAAACACAACAUUUGACACACCCGCUCACCGAAUGGGAAAAAAUCUAACUUCGCUAGCGGUUGCGGUUGCGAUCGUUACCUUUUUGCAGUUGUUUGUGCUGAGGAAUCCAGCCCGGCGAACAUUGAGAAAGGCAAUGGCAAAGGUGAUGAAGGCCAACACAGCAUAUAUGGUCAUUUUACAAGCAUAUGUAUCAUCAACCAUCCCAAUCGAUCCUAACCACCGGCCAUCACCAGAAGCGAUCCAGAGGGUUGCGAAAGAUCUGAUGAAGCGAGAGGCUCAGAUACAAGAUGGCAUCACCGCAUUGAUGCCAUUGAUGAAGUUUUCAGGUGUUGAGCCAUCGCUGGGGAAACCGUUCAACGCAGCUGAAUAUCUGAAAAUUGCCAGAGCUAACCAACUGAUUCUAGACCGCAACCGUGAUGCUCGGAUCGCGAUUGGAACCACGCCACUACCAAGAAUGAUUUUAACUGAGUUCGUAGAAAAGCUGGCGCCUUACCGAGGUCCAACGUUGUCACGCAUCAAGACCUCGUUCUACCUCUGCACCUCUACACUUCAGUCAAAGUUUCCGUUACCAGAGACAGUCAACUCAACAGGCAAUCAGACAUUUGGGAAGGAGAUCUUUCACGAUGCUUUGGUUUUGGCCUGUCGAUUGGCGGCUUCAUCCGAAGGCCUACAGCUGAUUAAAAGCAAAGAAUGGACCCGGUAUUGGCUCUACCUAUCAAGCAUCAAUAGCACUCCUUAUCAACUGGAAUCAAUCCAAGACUCAACAAAAAAGCUCUUCGGGAAACUUGAGGACGAGACGUUUAGGUAGUAUCCUAAAAAAGUUUCAAAGAUCCCUCGCUGUUUCCUUUCCUCAAUUUCCCGUUAGUUGGAUUGUUUCUGUUUAAUGGGAUGACAGGAAAAUGACAGUACAUGAACAUUAUGUUUUCAAUAUGAGUGAUGCAUGGGCACAUUGACUUUCUUUUCCUGUGCAAACUUCUCAAGCUGGC
Messenger RNA from Puccinia graminis f. sp. tritici CRL 75-36-700-3, 3379 nucleotides. RefSeq lists its product as uncharacterized. The transcript has 13 exons. The record is from RefSeq and is a predicted model, not a curated record. NCBI's taxonomy places the organism in Eukaryota, Fungi, Basidiomycota, Pucciniomycetes, Pucciniales, Pucciniaceae. Bases 1 to 3201 code for a protein of 1066 amino acids.